UCUAACUGGAGCUGUGUGUUUUUGUCCGCUCCGCUGUCAAUACCACACUACUAGCCCAAAUAUUAAUGCAAUGCAAUGGGAAUCUAGCGAUCAUGGCUAAGAAUCUAAUUGUGUUAAAUAUUCUCGUCCUGGUUUGCAUAUUUGGAACUUAUGAUGCUUUGUGGUGUAACUGCACCACAGCCCAGUGUGAGAAGACUGGCUCCCAGUGUGAGACAGACGGGGCCUGCAUGGCCUCCACGUCCUUCAUCAAUGGGCUGGAGCAGCACAUCCGUAUCUGCAUCACCCGGGACAAGCUGGUACCCCCGGGCCAGCCCUUCUACUGCCUGAGCGCUGAGGGCCUCCUCUACACACACUGCUGCUACACUAACUACUGCAACAGCCUCGACCUCAAAGUAACCUCUGUGACGUCUCGGCCGGGCCUGGGGGGUGUUUUUGGCCCUGAUGGUAAAUGGGGUCCAGUGGAGCUGGUAGCAGUGGUCGCAGGGCCCGUCUGCCUGCUGUGUGUGCUGCUAAUCAUGGGUGUGUUCCUGUUCCAGUACCACCAGCAAGCCUACAGCCACAGGCAGAGGCUGGAGGUGGAGGACCCCUCCUGUGACCAUCUCUACAUGGCCAAGGACAAGACCCUGCAGGACCUAAUUUACGACAUGUCCACCUCUGGAUCAGGCUCCGGCCUCCCUCUGUUUGUCCAGCGAACAGUAGCCAGGACCAUCGUGCUGCAGGAGAUUAUAGGAAAAGGGCGUUUCGGGGAAGUGUGGCGCGGCCGCUGGAGAGGAGGAGACGUGGCGGUGAAGAUCUUUUCGUCCAGAGAGGAACGCUCCUGGUUCCGCGAGGCUGAGAUCUACCAGACCAUUAUGCUGCGCCACGAAAACAUCCUGGGAUUCAUCGCCGCCGACAACAAAGAUAAUGGCACAUGGACCCAGCUGUGGCUGGUGUCAGACUACCACGAGUAUGGCUCUCUGUUUGACUACCUGAACCGUUACUCCAUCACCAUCGAGGGAAUGAUCAAACUGGCACUGUCUGCUGCCAGCGGCCUGGCACACCUGCACAUGGAGAUCCUGGGCACACAGGGUAAGCCUGGUAUUGCCCACCGGGACCUCAAGUCUAAGAACAUCCUAGUGAAGAAAAACAGUACCUGUGCCAUUGCUGACCUUGGGCUGGCCGUGCGCCAUGAGUCCACCACCGACACCAUAGACAUCGCCCCCAACCAGAGAGUGGGCACAAAGAGGUACAUGGCCCCUGAGGUUCUGGAUGAGAGCAUCAACAUGAGGCAUUUUGAUUCGUUUAAGUGUGCAGACAUCUACGCUCUGGGCCUGGUUUACUGGGAGAUCGCACGCCGCUGCAACGCUGGAGGUAUCCAUGAGGAGUACCAGCUACCGUACUUUGACCUCGUGCCCUCUGACCCCUCCAUAGAGGAGAUGAGGAAGCUGGUGUGUGACCAGAAGCUACGGCCCAACGUGCCCAACUGGUGGCAGAGCUACGAGACCCUGCGUGUGAUGGGGAAGAUCAUGAGGGAGUGUUGGUACGCCAACGGAGCCGCCCGCCUCACCGCCCUGCGCAUCAAGAAGACCCUGUCCCAGCUGAGUGUCCAGGAGGACAUCAAAGUCUGAGAGGGCCCUAUCUCAAAGACCUGAGGAGAGCACUGGGGACUCUGUCCUGCACUAAAAAAAAUACUGAGAGAGAUAGAGGAACAGUGUCUUUUCAAAGAACGCACAAGCUAACGACAGAAAAUGUAAACAAACAAAAUAACAUCACAUGACUCUCCUGACAGUUUUUUUUAAAGCCACCUCCGCCUGAGUUGUGACAAACCCUACCUCGUCUAUUCAGCCAAAACUACUGGCAACCCCUGUCCAUUCCUUGCCCCCAACCUAUCCCACCAUUCUGACCCACAAACCUGUUCCUGCAGCCCCCUUCUCUGUUCUGUUCCUACUAAAAUCACUGCAACUACUGAUAUUACUACUGCUCCCGAUAAUGCCCAUGUUAAUCUCAAUGGCAGGAUAAACACUGAGUGUACAAAACCAUUAAGAACACCUUCCUAAUAUUGGGGUGGAACCCCACCCACCCCUUUCCCUAAGAACAGCCUCAAUUCAUGUUGACUCCAAUGCUUUCCACAGCUGUGUCAAGUUGGCUGGAUGUCCUUUGGGUGGUUGACCAGUAUUGAUACACACGGGAUAAACCAGCAGCGUUGCAGUUCUUGAC
Messenger RNA from Oncorhynchus gorbuscha (pink salmon), 2196 nucleotides. Its product is annotated as activin receptor type-1B-like. Gene Ontology annotation, biological process: protein phosphorylation; cellular response to growth factor stimulus; activin receptor signaling pathway. Gene Ontology annotation, molecular function: ATP binding; activin binding; activin receptor activity, type I. NCBI's taxonomy places the organism in Eukaryota, Metazoa, Chordata, Actinopteri, Salmoniformes, Salmonidae. The transcript has 9 exons. The record is from RefSeq and is a predicted model, not a curated record. Gene Ontology annotation, cellular component: activin receptor complex; plasma membrane. The coding region runs from base 66 to 1607 and encodes 513 amino acids.